Ascochyta rabiei is the source of this 528-nucleotide messenger RNA. RefSeq lists its product as uncharacterized. The record is from RefSeq and is a predicted model, not a curated record. The transcript has a single exon. NCBI's taxonomy places the organism in Eukaryota, Fungi, Ascomycota, Dothideomycetes, Pleosporales, Didymellaceae. The coding region runs from base 1 to 528 and encodes 175 amino acids.
AUGCUGUCUAUCUGCGGCUACCGGGCCGUGGCGCUCUAUCCCAGCCUGUUCGUGGUCCACCUUUCAUCCCCUGCUGACUGGGCGCCGCGGGCAGUGUAUCCAACCAACGUCGACGUGGCAAGAGCGAACCCUGAUCAUCUGCUCGCUUCAUGGGUUAUUCUUGGGCGGCUGAUCGAGAUGAAACAUCGAAGUCCCGGCUGUUUGGUUCACGCCCUGCUGUGUCGAGUCGGCCACCCAAUUCAGUGUGGUGUCGUGGUCAAUGUUCCUGCAUCGCUGCACGGGGGCCGUGAUGCGUCUGUCCGUCGAGCCAAUCCACUUAUUGCAAGGCGGUGGGCUAUCAUACCCACGGACGACAGAGGCCCUACUCCGGUGCAAGGAAUGCAAAGCUCAGCGUGGACCAGCUACUAUUCGAGCAAGACGCGAGCCUGGGCGCUGGGGCAAGUCAUCUCCCUGACAUCUCGGAGAUAUAGAGUUGCCCGUUUGGGAAAGGCUCGCUGCUGCAGCUUGCCAAUACUACCGUGGUGCUAG